AUGGAAAAUGUGGAAGCCACCCAUACAUUAGGACUAAAUGACAUUUCCUUGUACGGGGACGACCAAAGUCAAGCAACCACUGCGACGUUGGUACCCAAUAGCUGUAAUAACAAAGGUGGUGACUUAGACCAACAUAGGCACCCCACUGUUAGGAUGUGGUUCGAAACAGAGGACGAGGUAAAAAAAAUUUACAAGAACUAUGCUAUUCGAAAAGGUUUUGAAGUGAGGAUAAGAACUUCACAAAAGGAUCUGGAUGGGAACAUUUCGUAUUUGAAGUUAGUGUGCUCGCGGGAAGGAAAAUAUGUGUCCGCAAUCCCUCCAGAAAAGAAGACACUACGUACCCAAAGGAAGAAUUGUCCUGCUCAAAUGACUGCAUUUAAAAGAGAAGGAAAAUGGUGCAUUAAAACUUUGGUGGACGAACACAGUCACGAUAUUAGCCCAGGAAAGUCAAGGCUAAUUAGAGGUAAUAGAAUCAUCAGUAUGCAUGCAAAGAGAACCUUUGACAUAAAUGACGAGGCGGGAGUGCGCAUCAACAAGAGUUUUCGAUCGUUGGUUUUUUAUGCAGGCGGUUAUGAGAACCUGGAGUUUGUUGAGCGUGACGUUAGAAACUACUUAGGGGUCAAGCGGCGUGCUCUUGGAAAAAAUGGGGACGGCCAAGCAUUGCUAAAUCACUUUUCCCGCAUGAGAGAACUAAACAGUAAUUUCUUUUAUGAGAUUGACUUGGACUCCGAAGAUCGUAUCCGUAACAUUUUUUGGGCAGAUGCAAGGAGUCGAUCUGCAUGUCAUGAUUUCGGAGACGUUGUGUCCUUUGAUACAACUUACCUAACAAACAAAUAUGACAUGCCCUUUGCACCGUUUGUGGGGAUUAACCACCACGGUCAAUCAAUUUUAUUAGGAUGUGGAUUACUGUCUAAGGAAGACACAACGGAAAUUGUAAUCAAUGGAAAUUUGCAGAACAAUGGUUCUCUCACCGUGGAGAAGAAAAGCUUUAAGAGCGGGCCAAAAAUGAACUCCAGCGCGGGAGCAGUUCUAUGA
Molecule: messenger RNA, 1035 nt
Organism: Vigna unguiculata (cowpea)
Lineage: Eukaryota; Viridiplantae; Streptophyta; Magnoliopsida; Fabales; Fabaceae
Product: protein FAR1-RELATED SEQUENCE 5-like
Source: RefSeq, a predicted model, not a curated record